Molecule: messenger RNA, 1428 nt
Organism: Ixodes scapularis (black-legged tick)
Lineage: Eukaryota; Metazoa; Arthropoda; Arachnida; Ixodida; Ixodidae
Product: monocarboxylate transporter 1-like
Exons: 7
Biological process (GO): transmembrane transport
Molecular function (GO): transmembrane transporter activity
Source: RefSeq, a predicted model, not a curated record
AUGACCCAGUUUGUGGCUCCAGACUCCCGCGCCUGCUGGGCUGUGGCUGUCUCGGCAGCCAUCUACGUCUUCUUCGCUAUGGUGCUCGUCAAGUCCGAGUCUGUGCUCUACUUGGGCUUCAUGGACAUGCUCCAGCUGGGCAGGGAGGCUGCCUCGUGGCCCCUUACUCUGGCGCUCAUCCUCUCGCAGCUCGGAGGUCCCUUGUACGGCGUGUUGAGCCUCUGGGUCUCAGAACGGCUGCUCAUGAUCGGUGCUGCCCUGGCGUGCUCGCUGGCCACCAUGGCGUGCUCCUUCGUCUACAGCCUGGGAUGGGUUGUCCUGCUCUACGGAAUCAUCUUGGGGCUGGGCCUGGCGUGCGCCGAGGUGCUUCCGUUCACCAUCGUGGCCCGGCACUUCGUCAAGUACCGCGGCACAGCCGUGGGCCUGCUGUUCGUUGUCACGGCGGUGUCCGGCUUCGUGUCCCCGCUGGUCACCGAGGCCCUCCGGCAGGCGUACGGCUUCCGGCUCAGCCUGCUCAUCCUGGGCGCCCUGCUGCUCAACAUGCUGCUCGGAUGCGUGUUCGUCAACUGCGUCGACCCCGACUCUGUCGGAGCAUCGUGCACGACGGACCGCACCCGGAGGAGCAGCUUUCACUCAGCAUCGAUGGCCCUGCCUUACUCCAGGAAAGCUUCGCUGGUGGACGGUCAAUCUAUGAGCAUCGGGUUUCAGCAGUCCCGCGAAGGAGAGCCCCUGCUUCGAAAGAACUCCCUGACUACGGUCAAGACCAAGUUGAUGCGCAACCUCGGCUCCCUGGCCAGCGUGGCGUUCGUGCACAUCAGCGUUUCCCGGGCCCUCACCGUCUUCGUACUGGCGUCUCUGCUACUCACGGCGGUGGACUAUGGCAAAGAUGGCGGCCUGUCCGGCUACGACGCCGUGUCCCUCGUGACGGCGCUGGCCCUGGGAGACCUCGUGUCCCGCGUGACCACGGGACUCGUCCUGGAUACUCACGUCGUCAGCCGGGGCACCGCCAUGUUGAUCGGGUUCGCGCUCCAGACCGUGGCCCUCGCCGUGAUGAGCUUCGAGAAGAACUACUGGGUCCUCCUGAUCUGCUGCUUUCUGGCCGGCCUCUCGGGCGGGGGUCGCAUCUUCAUCUGCACCGUCAUGGUGACCGAGGAGUUUGACGAAGCGUCGCUGUCCUUGAACCUGGGCGUCAUGAAUUUUAUCACGGGCGUCUCCUUCUUCGUCCGGCCGCCCGUCAUAGGUUACGUUCGGGACGUGCUGGGGUCGUACGAUCCUCUCUACAUUUUCUUCGCCAUUGCCAACGCCGUGUUUACGCUGACCUGGAGCAUCAGCGUGCUUUGGGACAAGUACAAAAAGGCACGCCUCUGGAAGAGAGUACAGAGCCUACAAGAUGACGGCGCAAGUAGUUGAAGCCUCUCGCCGUGCUGA